UCUGUCUGUCAAACGCAGAACGACCAGACGUUCACCCUCGACCUGCCCGGCCACAACAACCAUGUUCCCUCAACGCAAUAUCCUUCGUUUGUCUCAGCGCUCUGCGCAGCAGCUGCGUUCCACCCCGGUUCGCUCUGCCAUCCCGCGCCGGUUCAACAGCACCGACUCCAAGCUUCCCUGGAUGGUCGACAACGAAUUCAACCGCGAGAGAGCGGCUGUCAAGCACCACGCUGCCUCCACCAGUGGUGCGUAUAUUUAAUUGGCCCGUUGUCUAACUAUGUCGGCAAUAUGAGACGGAACCUCGCAUGAUACUAACCCAUUGCCACUCUAGAUCUCUGGCGCAAGCUCUCCAUUUAGUGCGUAUUGCCUGAUCAAUCAAUUCGUCGGGUCUCACGUCAAUGUAUACUUACAAUCCUAGCGCCGUCAUUCCCUGCCUUAUCCUCGGCGGCCUCAAUGCCUACAACCUCUGGUCAGAGCACUGGGAGCACUGGGAGCAUAUGCCUCCCCUUGAGGAACGUGUGGAAUAUCCCUACCAGAACAUCCGUGUGAAGAACUUCCCUUGGGGAGAUGGUGACAAGGUAAGCCUAUUAGCUCCAAAGCCGGAUUGAUAUACUGACUGACACGUUUUUGUAGACCAUCUU
Messenger RNA from Aspergillus alliaceus, 641 nucleotides. RefSeq names its product cytochrome c oxidase subunit VIa. The transcript has a single exon. Gene Ontology annotation, biological process: mitochondrial electron transport, cytochrome c to oxygen. Gene Ontology annotation, molecular function: enzyme regulator activity. The record is from RefSeq and is a predicted model, not a curated record. Bases 399 to 608 code for a protein of 69 amino acids. Lineage: Eukaryota; Fungi; Ascomycota; Eurotiomycetes; Eurotiales; Aspergillaceae. Gene Ontology annotation, cellular component: mitochondrial inner membrane.